Molecule: messenger RNA, 3178 nt
Organism: Oryzias melastigma (Indian medaka)
Lineage: Eukaryota; Metazoa; Chordata; Actinopteri; Beloniformes; Adrianichthyidae
Product: activin receptor type-1
Exons: 13
Coding region: 309-2354 (681 amino acids)
Biological process (GO): dorsal/ventral pattern formation; protein phosphorylation; transforming growth factor beta receptor signaling pathway
Cellular component (GO): plasma membrane; BMP receptor complex
Molecular function (GO): transforming growth factor beta receptor activity, type I; SMAD binding; ATP binding
Source: RefSeq, a predicted model, not a curated record
UGCAGGAACCCCCUCACUUCCGCUAGCUUCAUUACAGUAGUAAGUCGCCGCAAGCUGGGUAAAGAGAGACAGCGGCACAAAAUGUAGCCCAAUUUUGUCUUUUUCCAAGUACGAACCGCGAGUGAGUUUGUCACCGCUUUUGGCCACGGAGCGACCGAUGGACGAUUAUGUUGGCGUCAUGAAGGCUCUGCUUUUCAGACUUCGGCAAACAAAUAGGGUAUUGUCAGUCAAUGUUCGGGAGACGACAGCGUAAGUUCUUCAUGCGUUGGUUAUCGAGCCCUCGUGAAGCUCUUUGAUAAAGAUCAACAAUGAGGAGUGUGGCCCUUUUCUCGGUUUUGCUCUCCUUGGCCACCCCAUGUUCCAGCUCGGAUGGCACGAGCGGUUCGACGAACGCCUGUUUGUGUGACGAACCGUCCUGCGGUGGGAGCUCCUGCUUCAGCCAGCUGUGUUUCGCGUCGCUGUCUCUUCUGAGCGGGAAGCCGGUCUUCCAGAAGGGAUGCAUUGUUUCUAAAGAAGAAGAGGCUCUACGCUGCGGAAAGUCUCCUGCUCCCGAGCUGGUGGUGGAGUGCUGCUCUGGACAUCUGUGCAAUAUGAACAUCUCCCUGGUGCCUCCUGUGAAAGAUGUUGAACCGUCUGCCGGCAGACCAGUCCUGGGAGACCAGGAGUGUGUGUGCGAGGGCGGAGUGUGUGAGCAGGAGCAGCGCUGCGUCGGGCAGCAUUGUUUCUCCUCUCUGAAGGUGAUUGACGGGGCGGCCGCCCAACAGAAGGGCUGCCUGAGGGACGACGAGGAGGGCAGAGCCGUCUGUGCCACACCGCCCUCGCCGCUAUACGCUGUCAAGUGCUGCCAGGGCCACCUGUGUAACAUGAACGUCACUGUGCACCCCCCUGGAAAAGAGGAGGUUUUGAAGCCCGUCACCAAGGAGGAGCAUGAGUGUGUGUGCGAGGGCAGCUCGUGUGUAACGGGGAACCGCUGCAGGGGCCACCAGUGUUUCUCCUCCCUGACGGACAGCGCCGGAACCAUGGUGUCCCAGAAAGGCUGCUUUAAGGUCUACGAGCAGAGCACACUAACCUGCAAGACCCCACCCUCCAGAGAUCAGAUUGUGGAGUGUUGCCAAGGACACCUGUGUAACAUGAACAUCACUGUUCAGCUGCCUCCCAAAGAUAAUGGGCUUUCCACCUACAGCGUGACCACCCUGGUUACAGUUAUUGUAGUACCAAUCAUUGCCCUCAUCUUCUUCUCCGCUGUGGCCGUCUUCGUGUUCAGACGCAUCCAUCGCAAUCAAAUGGAGAGACUGACGACACGGGAUGCAGAAUACGGAACCAUCGACGGGCUCAUUGCUUCUAAUGUGGGCGAGAGCACGCUGGCGGAUCUGCUGGAUCAUUCUUGCACUUCAGGAAGCGGCUCAGGACUCCCCUUCCUCGUUCAGAGAACCGUCGCUCGACAAAUUACACUAAACGAGUGUGUGGGGAAGGGUCGCUACGGUGAGGUGUGGAGGGGCCAGUGGCAGGGGGAGAGUGUCGCUGUCAAAAUCUUCUCCUCCAGAGAUGAGAAGUCUUGGUUCAGAGAGACGGAGAUCUACAACACUGUACUGCUGAGACACGAGAACAUCCUCGGCUUCAUCGCCUCAGAUAUGACGUCAAGGAACUCCAGUACUCAGCUGUGGCUCAUCACUCACUUCCAUGAAAUGGGCUCCCUGUACGACUACCUUCAGCUCAGCACCCUGGAUGCCCCCGGGUGCCUCCGCAUGGCUCUUUCUAUCGCCAGUGGCCUCGCUCAUUUACACGUGGAGAUUUUCGGCACGCAGGGCAAGCCCGCCAUCGCCCAUCGGGACCUAAAGAGCAAAAACAUCCUGGUGAAAAAGAAUGGACAGUGCUGCAUCGCCGACCUUGGACUCGCCGUCAUGCAUUUUCAAGAUACCAAUGAGUUGGAUGUGGGGAACAACCCCAAAGUGGGCACAAAGCGGUACAUGGCUCCUGAGGUGCUCGAUGACUCCAUCCAGAUGGACAGCUUUGAGUCCUACAAGAGAGUGGACAUCUGGGCGCUGGGCCUUGUGCUGUGGGAGAUCGCCAGGAGGACGGUCAGCAACGGGAUUGUGGAAGACUACAAACCACCUUUUCAUGAUGUGGUUCCAAGUGAUCCCAGCUUUGAGGAUAUGAAAAAGGUCGUGUGUGUGGAUCAGCAGAGGCCCAACAUCCCAAACAGAUGGUUUUCAGACCUGACUUUAACAUCUAUGGCUAAACUGAUGAAGGAGUGCUGGUACCAGAACCCAUCAGCCAGACUAACAGCUCUCCGCAUCAAAAAAACUCUCACAAAGAUCGACAACUCUCUGGAUAAGAUCAAAACGGACAUUUGAGCUGAGUUGAAGCAGAAGAGGCCUUCGAAGAUCCUCGCAGAGAAGUCUCGCGAGACAAAAGGACUUACUGGGUUAAAACGCCCUUAUAGUGGCACAAACCUGUAUUUAUUUCAGACACUUUGUGGGACAGUUUUUUGGCAUCCAAAGAUGGUUUAUUGGGCAUUUUUGAAACUGCCCACUGAUCUUGGAAAUGAGAAAAUAACUAACGAACUUCUUAAAGCAUUGGAGCUGGACUGUUAAAUCGAUUCUUCAAGGAAGAAAAUGUUACCUGGGCAUUUGAGUCGGGUUGUUUUUCUCAUAAGCGCAGCUUUUGUUUGACACAUUUUUCUUUUUGGAAUAUAGCAGUUUCAGUACCUUUUUAAUUUGACUGACUUCACAUGCAUCCUGGUGGAUUCACCUGGUGAUCGUGAUGCGCCACAGUUUACAAAGCUGUCAGAACAAGUUUGUUGGGAUGUCAUUUGUUCUGAAGGUUUACGCCAGUUGCACAGUGUAUCUUCCUGAUGCAUCUUCCAGCUAAAAAAGUACUCCAACUUUUAUUAUGUAUCGCCUCCACUCAUUUUAUUUUAUUUUCAGCUUUACAGAGUCGAAUGCUAAAAGAUCAAAAAAAAUAUCCGCUACACGAUGCUGAACUUUAUUCCUCCCGUGGCCUGUAAGAGCCUAUAUACUGUCUUAACGCGUCAAAUAUGUCUUAAUGCGUGCAUUGUCAAGUAAGCGAAGUCAAACUUCAGCCUUUUCUAUUUCUUUAACAUUUUAUAUCAAUUAGAGAAAUGUAAUUAUUAAAUAGAAACAAAAUAAAACUCUGCAUCUGUCUCAUUUGUUCUGAA